Molecule: messenger RNA, 1258 nt
Organism: Manihot esculenta (cassava)
Lineage: Eukaryota; Viridiplantae; Streptophyta; Magnoliopsida; Malpighiales; Euphorbiaceae
Product: S-adenosyl-L-methionine:benzoic acid/salicylic acid carboxyl methyltransferase 2
Exons: 4
Coding region: 87-1187 (366 amino acids)
Biological process (GO): methylation
Molecular function (GO): S-adenosylmethionine-dependent methyltransferase activity
Source: RefSeq, a predicted model, not a curated record
CUAUAAAUAGAGGCAGAUUCAUCUCAUCGCAAACCACGAGCUCACCCAAUAAUCAAGCUUAAUUAAAGAGACACAUAUAUAUAGAUAUGGAAGUUGCUCAAGUUCUUCGCAUGAAUGGAGGAAUGGGAGACACAAGCUACGCUCUGAACUCAUCGGUUCAGCAAAAGGUGAUAUCCAUGACCAAGCCUAUAAUACAGGAAGCAAUGAUCAAUCUCUACUGUAGCAUCCAGCCGAAACAUCUAGCUAUUGCAGAUCUGGGAUGUUCAUCAGGACCAAACACUCUAUUUGCAGUGUCUGAACUCAUCAAAGUAGUGGAUGAGCUUUGUGGAAAUUUGGGCUGUCAAUCACCAGAAUAUCAGGUGUUAUUGAAUGACCUUCCAGGGAAUGAUUUCAACACCAUAUUCAAGUCCUUGCCAGAGUUCCAAAACAGAAUGAAGAAACAAUUAAAAGCUGAAAGCGGACCAUUGUUUUUCACUGGUGUUCCUGGUUCUUUCUAUGGCAGGCUUUUCCCAACCAAUAGCUUGCAUUUUGUUCAUUCAUCUUAUAGUCUCCAGUGGUUGUCUAAGGUUCCUGACGGUCUGGAGGGUAACGAAGGAAAUAUUUACAUGGCUAGUAACAGCCCACUAAGCGUUCUCAAGGCAUAUUAUGACCAAUUUCAAAAAGAUUUUUCAUUUUUUUUGAAUUGUCGCUCGAAGGAAUUGGUAACAGGAGGUCGCAUGGUUUUGACAUUUUUGGGUAGGAGAAGUGAAGAUCCUUCUAGCAAAGAGUGCUGCUACAUUUGGGAGCUUUUGGCUAUGGCUCUCAAAGAAAUGGUCCUUGAGGGAAUCAUUGAGGAGGAGAAAUUUAAUUCCUUCAACAUCCCUCAGUAUACACCAUCCCCAUUUGAAGUACAAUCCGAGAUUGAAAAGAAAGGGUCUUUUAGCAUUGAUCGGUUGGAGGUCUCUGAAGUCAACUGGGAUGCUUAUCACAAUGAAUUUAACCUCUCUGAUGCAUUUAAGGAUGGAGGUUAUAAUGUUGCUAGGUGCAUGAGAGCUGUGUCUGAGCCUUUGCUUAUUGGACAUUUCAGCUUUCGGAAAGAAAUCAUUGACGAUAUUUUUCGCCGAUACAAAGCAAUCCUAGCUGAUCGCAUGGCGAAAGAGAAAACUGAAUUUGUCAAUGUAGUUGUGGCCAUGACUAAAAGAGGAUAAAUUCUUGUCUAAAUUAACUUGGUCAUGUGCAAUAUAUUUAGCUUCUCUUUUGUUUUUUUUUUUUUUUUCUU